Messenger RNA from Wallemia mellicola CBS 633.66, 2159 nucleotides. RefSeq names its product alpha/beta-hydrolase. Lineage: Eukaryota; Fungi; Basidiomycota; Wallemiomycetes; Wallemiales; Wallemiaceae. Gene Ontology annotation, molecular function: hydrolase activity. The record is from RefSeq and is a predicted model, not a curated record. The transcript is spliced from 5 exons. The coding region runs from base 1071 to 2159 and encodes 362 amino acids.
AAGUCUAAAAUAAAUUACAAUAAAAUUCUAACAAAAUUUAAUUUUCUAUUCGUGAUUUAUAUCUUUGAGUUAAACCAACGCGUCAGAUUCUUCGCUUUUUUAAAUCUCCUCCUUGGCUUGGUAGAUUGGCUCCGUCAUAAGAAUAGAACACCGCUACCAAUCACGCUCUUAAUCUUGAUAAUCGCGCCAUUAUUAAAUAAGCUAACAUCUAAAUACGCUCUGUAUUGUCAUUUGUUAGCUUUGGUUUCUCAAUCUGGUAAAAACAUCCUAUCAACGACCUCCACAUUGCAUUACAAGCAUACAGACAACUUGUUCACUUUCACGCAGUUAUCAACCAAAUACUUCUGUUACAAGUUACUCAAUUAUUUUGAGAGUAGUAGCGCAAGUGAUUCAUUUGCAUUUACUUUCUUAUCAAUCUUAUCAGCUUUGGUAGUGGUCAGGAGUUACGUACCUCAGUAUACCGCUCACUUCUUGUUCAUUAACUUCUUCUUUUACUUCGUCGUUGAUCAUAUCCACGAUUUUUGCCAACAGUAUAAAGUACGCUUGACGGGUUCCUGGGAUAUGAAGUCACCAAAAUUGCGAUCUGAUCAUGUUAGUUGAUGGACGGGUUUUGAGCGGUGAUUAGUUAUUUUAUAAUAAUUAUUUUUCGAUAGUGUCACUUCGGAUUACAGUGAAAAUGACUAGUGAAAGCGUUGUUCGACACUCGAAAUGCACCAUCUGGAAACAAUCACUUUAAGAAAUAUGGUUAAGCCAGCUAAACGCAGACGUAUGUCAUAUAGCAUCGACCAAAGUAUACCGAAAUUACAUGUAUGUUUGUCUUUUCGGAUAAUGCGCUGAUUUUGAUGAAUAAUAUAUCUAUUUGAACUCUCACUUCAUCUUAUUUGCCUUCUGUAGUUUCGAACAAUCUAACAUAUUAUGACCUAUGAGAAUUCUAGUCAACGUCAUUCAAAGUGUUCUGCUACUACUCCGAAGAUCUAAAGCACGGGUAAUCAUCACCGGAGUCGGUGAAGAUCUCCUCAUGCACCAAUACUAUAAAUCCAAAUAAUCAUUUAAACUCCACUGACGGCAAUAUGAUCGUAGAACCCAAAAGUGCUAAAGUGCAUUCUGGCAUCAAUAUCGCGUAUGCGACUCGAGGCAACCCAGCUCAGCGCGCCAUUCUGCUCAUUCACGGCUAUCCCCAGACCAGGCACUCGAUGACGAAACUUCAGAAUUUGCUAUCAGAUGCUGGGUAUUUUACAGUUGCUGUUGAUUAUCGUGGUGCUGGUGGCAGCUCAAUCACCACUGAUGGCUAUGAGAAGAUGACGAUGAGCGCCGAUUUACAUAGUUUGAUGAUGGAUGUCUUUGGAUGCCGUAAAUAUACAGUGCUCGGUCAAGAUAUAGGUGCGAUGAUAGCUGUUGCACAAGCUAUGCAGUUUAGAGAUAGCGUAGGGGCGUUGGUCUUCAUGGAAUGUCCUCUCCCUGGUACGAGUCAGUAUGACUUGUGCGUCAAAGAUCGUAACAUCGCAUCUGACGACAUCUUCCACUUCUUCUUCCACCAGCCUAGAGAUCUACCUGAGUUGCUCACGCAGGGCAAGGAAAGUCAGUAUCUUCAACACUUUUAUGACCGCCUAUCCUUCAAACCUGGGUGCAUGUCGAAAGACGAUGUGGAUGAGUACGUCAGAGCGUUCUCAAGAGUUGGACGCAUGAGAGCUGGUUUCGAGCUUUACAGAGCAUUUAGAAGAGAUGAGCAAGAUGUGAAGGCUAACCUCGCAGAAUUUGGUAAGCUGUCGAUCCCUGUUUUGGCGACUGGCGGUGAACAUAGUCUUUUCACAACUUUGAUUGAGGGUAUGGCAGCAGAGGUGGCUUAUCAGUAUGAUUUUGGGAGAGUCAGAGACUCCGCCCAUUGGGUCUCGGAAGAGAAUGCGAAUGCACUUAGCGUCUACGAGAAUGUGUUGUGGUUAGAAGGCUAUUUCCAUUACCCUAAAAGGAAUAACGGAUUUUUAGUCCAUCCACUUAAAUGUCUAGAGUUUAUGACCAUCGUCCACCCUAGAGUGAGUAAGUUGCUUCGAUCAACAAGCUUCGGUGGUCUAGAUGGUUAUGAUUUCGGUCUCAUAAGUUAUGAGUCCCUUCUAGGGAUGCAAUCCGAAGGCCCGUGGUUCGAGUCCGCGCCGAAGCAUUAA